CCGUUUCCAUUUCCGCCCUGAUCCACACUUCUCAGAAACGAAAGCUCUGUUUCAGCAUUGCUGAAAAACCUAGCUGCACCCAUUAGCAAUCUAGUCUUUCUGCAGCGACGAACGAUCACAGAGUUUCUAUACGUUAUUUGUCGAGACCAUUUAAUAAAGUUUUGCAAUGGAAUUAGAAAAUGAGCAGAUAGCAUCCUUAUUGUUUGAUGGAUUCAUAGAGUCAAUAUUCCCAGAAGGUGUUCCAGAGAGUCGAGAAACAUCUGUACAAGAUACAAGUGCAAAGAAAGAUUUUAGAUUAGAUGGUGCCAUAAAAAGCAAAACAGUUCCGAAAGAUAUACAAGAAACACCAACAGAUGUACCUGUUGACCCAAGCAAAAUAAAUCGUACUGCUGUUAAAGAAUCAGUCGCAGAAUUGAUUAAGAUUGCAGAUUUGCUUAUAGUACCACAACGUGCAAAGAAAACAAAAGAGGAUUAUGCAGCUGAGGUAGAUGAUCUACUCAGUACAACAUUGAAUGUUCGAUAUCAGGCGUUCAAAUCCUUUUUGGAUUCAUUAUUUGAGCCACUCAGUGUCAAUGAAUCACACGCAAUUGUGUUGUAUCUCAUCCAAACUCUUGGUCCUAAAUAUGGUGCACAGCUUGUGUUGAACUGUAGGAGAUACUAUAAACAGACAUAUCAAGAUGUUACGGCAAAACUUUACAAGGAAAAAACUCAAGGCAGUUCUGUGUAACAAGAAGAUCAAUGGUUAGUCCAGAGGUGUGUUAUUUUGGAAGGAUUGACUGGUGCAGAGCACUCCCUUGUUACAAAAGUCCGGAUACUGAUUUAAAUCUUUGAAAUUAAAAAGUGCUGCAUUUGUAUUGAAAAUUAUAGUAGAAAGCUGUCUCAUAUUUGAUAAGAUGAAUUUAUUUCAUAAACUUCUCUGUUCCUCUCAACUAGCAAGAUCAAGGAAGCCAUCCUUGAAAUACAGAAGCUGAUCUAGACUGAACUAAUAGUGUCAAAUUCUUUCAAAAUAUAAAUAAUAAUUUAGUUACGGAUAAAUUUCUUAUAAAAAUUGCACAUUCAUUAUAACCUAGUGAAACAUAUGCCAAAAUUAUUCGUUGAAAAAUAAAGUUCCCCCGUCAUGGUGAGUGUACUUCACUGACCAGCAUAGGAAAUUGUAAUUUCUUUGGGAAAAAUAGAACAAUGCAUUAUGCUCUGCUCCUCUGGUUUAUGUCUUCCUAUCAGAAGUUUUAUCAUUUGCCCAUCAAAUGCCAUAUGUGUGCUCCACUCACACGAAUUCUGUGCCCGAAUGAUGGACGCAGCCUGUUGGUUGCUAUAUUAAAGGGCUCUUUUUGCGGCUGCUGUAAUCUAAGGUCUUAUUUGCAGACGCAAUCAUAAAGAAUAACAACAGAUUUCUCCAAGCUGUAAUAGAUAUUUUUAACUUACGAUUAGAUUAUGUUUUCAAACCAGAAAACCUUUUUCAACUUUCUCACAAAACUAACUGCCUAAUUGUGUGAAAAAUUAAAUACAUAAGAAAGAAGUUAAUGAUACACACAAGGUCUAUAAUAAUAUAAAAAUAAUAAUAAAUAAUUUGUUUAAAGUUGGCGUACUAAAUGAACGGCUGAUAGCUAUAAAGAAGCUAAUUAAGGCCAACUAUCUAUAAAGAGUUAGUAUGAAAUAGAAAUAUAUGAUACAAUAUUAAAAAGGUUUAAGGUAUAAUGUUCUAAAUAAAACCUAACCCAGCAAUAAAUUUUUUACACAAUCUACAGUCGCAUUCUAUAGGGUGUGCUCUUAAUUCUUUUUUAAAUGUUGCCAAUGAUUGGGACUCUCUUAUACUGUGAGGUAGUGUUUGCCACAGUUUUUGACCUAAAUAUCUCACAGUUUCUAUACCAUAAGAAGUUGUCCUGGCUUUUGGAAUGCAAAGAUUAUUUUUAGUUCGCAAA
This is a messenger RNA of Rhopilema esculentum, 1919 nucleotides long. RefSeq lists its product as uncharacterized. The record is from RefSeq and is a predicted model, not a curated record. NCBI's taxonomy places the organism in Eukaryota, Metazoa, Cnidaria, Scyphozoa, Rhizostomeae, Rhizostomatidae.